Molecule: messenger RNA, 1821 nt
Organism: Penicillium canariense
Lineage: Eukaryota; Fungi; Ascomycota; Eurotiomycetes; Eurotiales; Aspergillaceae
Exons: 3
Coding region: 1-1821 (606 amino acids)
Source: RefSeq, a predicted model, not a curated record
AUGAAUGUUUCGAAAUGGAAACCCUCCCUGCAUCAUAUUGCAUUUGACUCGCAAAAUGGGGAACAGCUGCCGGCCACCCCGGUGCUCAGUAUUCUCCAGUUUAAGUUCGGAUCGGCAGUCAACCUAGAUGACCCAUCACAGCCUGUCUCUGUUCUGUGGCGAGUCUCUGUGGAGUUUAUAUCGACAAUCUCAGGCUUCCAAGGACUCUACUGGGCGCCGGUGGAUCAAAAUACAAUCAUCAUCUUGAUCCAGUGGGAUAGUGGUUUCUCCUGGAGGCGGUUCCAAUGUUCUAUGGGCUUCAGCAUGCUACUGGGCUACCUAGAACAAGUUUAUAACCGCUGCGUGAUGCUUGCUCUUCCCGCUCAUCUCACCGAAGCUUGUUUCCGCCUAGAGUUGGUAUCCUAUGACUUCCCAGCUCGGUCAUAUACCUCACAAAAUACCUCUGGUGAGCACCAAGACAAUUUUAAAGACCGAUGGGAGAUUUUAUUCAAAUCCCAUGUGAACGAUGGCUUGGUAUAUGCCUGCGGUGGCUGGAUACAGGAUGACUGUCGAUUUACGUAUCCGUGCUUCGGUCCCGGAGGUCAGAUAGAGGAAGGUUUCCAAGCUGAGAACCAGUACUUUGCCGGCCUCGUUUUCUGGAACACCGACAUUGAAUUAAAUAUCUCAUCGGAAACUGCGGACCAAGUUACAGUUCUGUCUAAAGAAGCAGAUGUCGUGGCUUCUUCUUUCACAGAAAGAAUACGCUACAAGGGAUUGGAUGUUUCUGCAUCCCAUGGAAAAGUGUCCGAUCUCAUCUCAACGCAAUCGAAUUCGGAGCAUCCACUCUUUAACGUUCCAGUAAUUCGCCGAUGCGAUUUAGGGGACUUGGAUCGUCUUCAGGGUAAAGACAAGGUGCAUUUGGCAGCGUUGAAAGCGACACUAACCGACGGGGGUAAACGUAAAGUUCCUAGUCCUGCUGGUAAUUGGUUCUCCAUGGGGUCCAUCAAUCAGCAUCAUAUGCCUACACUGCCUGAUUAUACACCGAGAUCUACAAUGGAAAUGAUUUCAUUCUGUGUUUGGCAAAAAUGUGACUACUUCAUGAGUGCAUUCGCAGACCUCCGAGCUGCCAUGUGGAAGCUAGGAGACUGUCCUCCGGUCCACUGGGGCACUGAUUAUAAGGAUUCUACUAGAGUCUUUUUACUACUCGAAUUCGACGACAUAAAAUCUGCACCUGUCCAGACUCAAGCGCAAUUCCACCAGCUUAUUGGAGAGUUCGAAAUUGCAUGCAAAGACAUGAUUCAAAACCUAACAUACACUCAGAUUCCUGGACCCCAGAAGCUGGGAUCUUUCUCUGACCUAGAGAUUAUGACUUUCCAUGUCCCAGAUCACGAAAGUGAUAUACGCUCAUUUGAAUGGGCUUAUCAUAAUCUUAUGCAAACAACGUAUGUUCACAAUGAUCCCGGACUUCCAAUCAGCCACGCUAGGGCCUCUCCGGUACACAGCCAUGGUAUUUUCUAUACCCCUGGAGACAGAAGGAACGAGAAAAGUCACCAACUAGCCAAGUUCACAUCAGUCUGGUCCUGGAGCACGUAUCAACCUGGUCAAGCGAGAACAACGUGGUACGCUGAAUUUGCCGAGCGUGCUCAAAAUGAGUAUGAAUGUCUUGGGCAUAUCGUUGACUGGCUUCGGAUCCACUCCAAAAGUUCCGAAAGCCUGUUCCUUGUCCUUGAGCGAGAUGACAAGGUGAUUGAGCUGCUACAGAACGAUUCUCGUUCUAAAAAAUAUCCACCACAGCCCGGGCCAGGUUUUGGUGGCGCACUACCUAUACAGACAAUAGAUUAA